UGUGGCAAGAGAUAGAACGCGCUGUAUAAAAACAAAAAUCUCAGAUUUUCAUUUGCAAUAAUAAACUAAACUAAACAUUUAUACUCAUAGCAAAUUGUAGCUAAAGUUUCCCCCAAUUUUUGAAGGUUGUAAGAAAAAAAAAUCUAUUAGCUGUUUUCGUUUUACCCGGCGACCAACUGUUGACAUGGUAACCAAGCCAACACAAUAGUAAAGUCAAAAAAAGAUUGUUGCAGACAUGGGGAACAUCUGCACAUCGCGUGAUUAUUCCUCUCGACCUGACAAGAUCAAAGACUCGAAAAUCAUCUUCGUUGUCGGCGGGCCCGGGUCCGGCAAGGGCACCCAGUGCGCUAUGGUGGUGAAAAAGUACGGCUUCACCCACUUGUCGUCCGGCGACCUGCUGCGGGCCGAGGUGGACUCGGGGUCCGAGAGGGGCAAGCAGCUUCACGCCAUCAUGCAGAAGGGGGAGCUGGUGCCGCUGGACACGGUGCUGGACAUGAUUAAGGAUGCCAUGAUCGCCAAGGCUGACGUAUCCAAGGGCUUCCUCAUCGACGGCUACCCUCGCGAGCUGAAGCAGGGCGAGGAGUUUGAGAAGAAGAUCGGUAAACCGUGCCUGUUGCUGUACGUCGAUGCCAAGUCCGAGACCAUGGUCAAGAGGCUUCUGAAGCGCGGCGAGACCAGUGGCCGUUCGGACGACAACGAGGAGACCAUCAAGAAGCGCCUGGACCUCUACUACAAGGCCACCGAGCCCGUCGUCACUUUCUACGAGAAGCGUGGCAUCGUCAGGAAGGUGGACUCUGAACUUCCUGUGGAGGAGGUCUUCAUCCAGGUCUCCAAAGCUAUUGAUGCGCUGUAGUUAAAAAAAAAAAAACAUGAACAACACUC
Molecule: messenger RNA, 882 nt
Organism: Syngnathoides biaculeatus (alligator pipefish)
Lineage: Eukaryota; Metazoa; Chordata; Actinopteri; Syngnathiformes; Syngnathidae
Gene: ak1
Product: adenylate kinase 1
Exons: 6
Coding region: 236-853 (205 amino acids)
Biological process (GO): ATP metabolic process; nucleoside triphosphate biosynthetic process
Cellular component (GO): cytoplasm; cytosol
Molecular function (GO): AMP kinase activity; ATP binding; nucleoside diphosphate kinase activity
Source: RefSeq, a predicted model, not a curated record